Molecule: messenger RNA, 495 nt
Organism: Sinocyclocheilus rhinocerous
Lineage: Eukaryota; Metazoa; Chordata; Actinopteri; Cypriniformes; Cyprinidae
Product: zinc finger protein 239-like
Exons: 1
Biological process (GO): regulation of transcription by RNA polymerase II
Cellular component (GO): nucleus
Molecular function (GO): DNA-binding transcription factor activity, RNA polymerase II-specific; RNA polymerase II transcription regulatory region sequence-specific DNA binding
Source: RefSeq, a predicted model, not a curated record
GGAGAGAAACCAUUUACUUGUGAUCAGUGUGGGAAGAGUUUCACUCAAUCAUCAACUCUUAAGGGACACAUGAUCAUCCACACUGGAGAAAAACUGUACUCUUGUGAUCAGUGUGGGAAGAGUUUCACACGAUCAUCAACUCUUAAGGGACACAUGAACAUCCACACUGGAGAAAAACUGUACGCAUGUGAUCAAUGCUGCAAAACGUUUUUGAGGGCUUCAAACCUGAAGAAUCACCUGAGAGUUCAUACAAAGGAGAAAACACAUUCAUGUUAUCUGUGUGGAAAGAGUUUUUCAUUUCUACACAAUUUAAAAGUACAUCAGAAAAUACAUACUGGUGUGAGAGAGUACAUGUGCUUUGAGUGUGAAAAGACUUUUACUUCAGCUGCACAUUUAAAACAGCACGAGAGGAUUCACACUGGAGAGAAACCUUACAUGUGUUCACAAUGUGAUAAGAGAUUCAGUCAGUCAGGAGACCUGAAAAGACAUGAGAGG